GGGAAGAGGUUCAGCCAAAGUUCUCACCUCAUCUCCCACCAAGCCGUCCACACCGACGAGAAACCCUACGUUUGUCCCGAUUGCGGGAAAAGUUUCGCCCGGCAACAAUAUCUCCUCAUGCAUCGUCGCGUUCAUACCGGGGAGAGACCGUACGGGUGUGGGGAUUGCGGGAAGAGUUUCCGGAAAAGUUCCGAUUUGGUUCGACACAAAACGGUUCAUACCGGGGAGAAACCCUUCAAGUGUCCCGUCUGCGGGAAGGGUUUCACCCAAAAUUUCCGCUGUAACGCCCACAAGAAGGUCCACGGCACGGAGAAGGUUGAGCCGCCGACGUCCGUCUUCCGACAUCACGGCCCCACCAGGCAGGAACCGUUGCGUCCACGUGAAGACGUGGCGGAGGAACCCGCGGAGCCGAUCCGUGCCGAAGAACGGACGGACGAGUGCCGGAAAACCCCGGAUUGUAGGAAAACCCCGAACCACCAGGAACAACCCCACGAGUGCCCCGAACGCGGGAAAAUCUUCGACGCCGUCUCCCACCCCACGUCCCACCAGCAGCUCCGUCGAGCGGAGAAACCCAAGGAGCAUCCCGUUCUUCCUGUCAAGGUGGAAUUUUUCCGUCGGAAUUCAUCCAAGGUUGAGAAAUCCCAUCUGUGCUCCGAAUGCGGGAAGAGCUUCACUCGGCGUUUCAACCUCAAACUCCACGCGAAGCUUCACACCGGCGAGCGACCCCACCGGUGCCCCGAGUGCGGGUUGAGCUUCACCAACACCUCCCACCUCAUCGUCCACCAGCGGAUCCAUACGGGGGAGAGGCCGUAUCGGGGUCCCGUCUGCUUUCACCAUGAGCUCCAAAUGCUGGAACACGAGAGGACCCACACGGGAGAAACUCCCUACCGGUGUGCCGAAUGCGGGAAUUGCUACAGGACCAAGGGCGCCCUGAUGUCCCACGCGAAGGUGCACGCCGAGUAG
Molecule: messenger RNA, 963 nt
Organism: Cariama cristata (Red-legged seriema)
Lineage: Eukaryota; Metazoa; Chordata; Aves; Cariamiformes; Cariamidae
Product: zinc finger protein 84-like
Biological process (GO): regulation of transcription by RNA polymerase II
Molecular function (GO): DNA-binding transcription factor activity, RNA polymerase II-specific; RNA polymerase II cis-regulatory region sequence-specific DNA binding
Source: RefSeq, a predicted model, not a curated record